AUGGAUGUCGAAGACGCUGAAAAUGAAGGCGUCAUUGGUCUGGAGGGAUUCAUCAUUAACAAUGCCCAAGAAGACGAAGUAAAUGGAGGAAACCAUGGCAACGACAGCGUGCCCGUCGUUAGGCCAAAGAUUAACUGGCGACGGAGACCGAUGCGCCACGCACGGUUGCGAGCACAAUUUUACAAUUUUGGCACUAAUGGGAUGACACAGUACCGCGAUGGGGAGGUCAAAAAACGCUUCGAUUCAAUAUGCGAAAAUUUAGGCAUAGUCGACAAGGAUGGCAUAUACACGUUGUUUCUAAAGCGGUUAGAUACUCGAAAAAAACUCGAGAGCAGUCACAAGAACCUGGAGAUCCUGGUGGAGGCACUACAUUACAUUCAGAGCAUGUCAUGCCAAAGGACAAUUAGCGUAAGAGACGCGCUCCACAAACUGCGAAAGCGCAGCGGAAGUUUGAAUUUGAGGCGGUUUGUAAAAUAUGUUUCUAAAUUAUGCGCUGAAGCGAACAUACAAUGGUUGCCCGUGGUACCAAAUGCCAACAUCAUUCGCCAGAUGUUGGACGACCUUAUCCUUGCGCUGAGGCAAUCGGACACAAGCAACGAAGUGCUGCCUGCAGCCAAGGAAAUAAAUAUAUCACCAGAGGUAGCUCGAUUAUUUCAAGACCCCUGUUUAAGCGGUCUGGAAGAAUAUCUCAAUACGCCAUCUAAUAAAGGCGAAGACGAUGAAUUGUCACAUGGACAGGAUUCGCCGAGACAACGUCAAACACACGAAGAUGAUGUUGUGAAAUUCCCUGCAGCACGUCGCAGUCGCAUGGCUGCUAUGAUCGAAGAAAAGUAUGAUCUUGUACGCGAUACCGCCUUAAGGCUGGUGGAGUGGACCGAAAAAUGCGGUCUAAAGCCGAAUUUUAAUAUGCUUAAUGCGCGCUCCCGAACAAAGCUUCAUUGCAGAAAAACGUUUCUAGCCUCAGCUCUUCACGUGACAUUGCUGAUGGAGAGGAUCCAAGUGCAUCAGAAAUUUUUACUGAAUACCUGGAAGGUGGUACGCACGUCCUUCUACAAAAACUGCAGCAACAUGUUUAUGCUAGUUGUGCAGCGGGUACGAGACAAAUACGGGGUCAUGUUAAAUUCAAAGUUUUUAACCCUCACGUUUUUGAAACACAUGCUGCGAAAUAUGGAUUCUUCCGACAUUAAAAAUCGAGAUGAACCCAUGAAGUACGAUUUUCGCGAAAAUUAUGACGUUGCAGAGGCAGAAGUUUCGAGUAAUAAUUUGUCAAAUGGCCUAGGUGACCUAAACAGGAACAACGAGAAGACAAGUCUGAAUUUCGCACCCGAAAUACGGUUUCUCGGCAACGUGAUGGGCGGUAGAGAUUCUGUUGACGACACGCUGUGGAAGUUUACCCCUUUGUCUGACGAUCAUGGUAAGACAAUAUCGACACAUAAAGAGAUUGAAACGCAUAAAACCUUUGAGGAUGUUGCGUCGUACCUUACCAACAUGUUGGGUGAGAGCGAUACUGACAAUGGGUUUCCUACACGGGUAGCAUCCGAAAGCAGCGAGGAAUUCAAUGAAAAGGCGUGGAUUCAGGUUCCUAGGUACGAUGAUAAGGGUGAACUUGCGCAAUGUCUCAGUUUCGAGCAAAUACGCGCAUUAACCCUCAAACUCGGAUAUGCCCUGGGCGUCGUUAACAAAGACGAACAUCGUCAGCCCACUAUGGAUCCCGUUUUAGAUGCGAAGUUAUUUGAAAUACUGACCUACUACAUGGAUGCAUUUAGCAUGGAUCGCAUUGGACCAUUACGCAAACAACCGGUGAGCUCAUACACGUCGAAGCAGCGAUCCGUUGUCACGUGGAAGCAAGGCAAGCGCAAGAAGUACAAAUCGUUCGCCCACGUCUGCUACGGACCCGAACUUGCACACACAAUGGCAAACACUUUCAAGCGGGGCAUGGCCGUGGCACUGAUUGUGGAGGAGGAACGGAAUUCACCCAUUUGA
Babesia ovata is the source of this 1983-nucleotide messenger RNA. RefSeq lists its product as uncharacterized. The record is from RefSeq and is a predicted model, not a curated record. NCBI's taxonomy places the organism in Eukaryota, Apicomplexa, Aconoidasida, Piroplasmida, Babesiidae. Bases 1 to 1983 code for a protein of 660 amino acids. The transcript has a single exon.